CACUAUUUUCAGCAAAUCUCGCAUAGUUUUAGGGCGAUUUUAUAUGAAUUUUUUUCCUCAAACACUAGUAAAACGCCUUAAAAAGUGACAAAAAUAUAAUAAAAGUAAUAUUAUUGUGAAGUUUGAUAAUAACAUAAAACGAAUAAAAUGUAUUGAAUACGGAAUUAAAGUGUGCAAAUAUAUAAAGAAAAUCUGAACAAGGUGACAAAAUCACAAAGUUAAAUUGUUGUUGUAAAAGGUGCUUCACACAUUGAGUGUAGUUUUGUUGGUGUUGCUUGCAGACAACGGAAAUAACAACAACAACAAAUUAUAAAUAAAUACAAGUGAUUUCCCAUGAUUUUAUUAUAAAAAACAGAACAACAACAAACCAUAAUAAAAACAACUUCAAUCAACAAAAACUUGUUAAAAAUCUUUCGAAAAUAAACAAAUUAUUGGCGCCAUUGCAACUUCAGCAACUUAUUUGGAUUUUACUUCCCAUAUAUUUUUUGUUUAUCAAAUAAAUCGCUUCUGAAGAGGAAUUUUUAUUGCUCGGUGUUUUUCAAAAAAAUAUUGCAUCAUGGGUCUGUUAAUAUCGAAAAUAUGGAGCAUGUUUGGAAAUGAAGAACACAAACUAGUAAUGGUCGGUUUAGACAAUGCUGGCAAAACCACAAUACUCUAUCAAUUUCUUAUGAAUGAAGUCGUCCACACAUCGCCCACAAUUGGCUCCAAUGUCGAAGAAGUUGUGUGGCGGAAUAUACAUUUUCUGGUAUGGGAUUUGGGUGGCCAACAGAGUUUGCGAGCAGCAUGGAGUACAUACUAUACAAAUACAGAGUUCAUUAUAAUGGUUAUCGAUUCAACGGAUCGUGAACGUUUGGCUGUGACACGUGAAGAACUUUAUAGAAUGCUGCAACACGAAGACUUGAGCAAAGCCAGUCUGCUGGUUUAUGCCAAUAAACAGGACUUAAAAGGCUCAAUGUCAGCUGCUGAAAUAUCACGUCAAUUGGAUUUAACCUCAAUUAAAAAACACCAAUGGCACAUACAAGGCUGCUGUGCGUUAACGGGCGAAGGACUCUAUCAGGGUUUGGAAUGGAUUGUUCAACGCAUCAAAAAGAAAUGACAUACUCAAAUGGACUGCGAUAGUAGUUUAUAGUUAAAUCAAUAAUUACUAUUUAUAUAUUAUUAAAUAAAAUAACAACAACAUUUAUAAUAAUUUUAUAUAUAUACAAAAGAAAAAACCCAAGAAUGAUGAAUUAAAAAAAAACAAUUUAAUUAUUUGUAAGUAAAUGUAAUUUGUAAAUCUUAAACAUCUGAAGACACAUUUUAAAGCAGCCCUUAAAGUUUUAUAUUUAUAUAUACACAAUACAAAUCCUCCAUUAUGAAUUAAACACAAAAAGUAUAAGUAAAAAAACAACAUAAAGGAUUUAUUUUCGAAUCCCUUUAAAAAUAAACCUAAAACUAAAAAAAUUAAAAAGAGUAAAAGUUGAAUAUAAGGAACUCAUAUUUUGACAAGCUUAACAGCUAUUAAACAUAUUUAAAUUAAUUUGAAAUUCAACGAAAUUAAAAGUUUAAAUACUCUAGGACUUUUACUCUUUUUUAUUUAUUAGUUUCGGUUUAUAACAUUUACAGUUUUGUUUAAUUUUUUAAUUUAAGUUUCAUUAUCAUUUAAAACUUACCAGAGAAAUGAAAAAAAUAACUGUAAAUUAUAUAAAAAACCCUAGAAAAAUAUAAAUACUUAAUGAGAAUUUAAAGAAAUGUAAUUUUUAUUGACGACAGGCGCCUUUUUUAUUAAAAAAAAUCUAAUUUACCAAAGCGCAUUGUAAGUUUUUUUUAAGACAUAAAAUUAAAUUUUGAUUUUCGAUUGCUUUAAUUUGUUUUCAUUUUAUUUACAAAUUUUAACUGUUUUUUAGUUGUUUAUUUUAAUAAUCAAAUCUAAUUUAAAUUAUCUAAUAAGAUUUUUAUAAUAUUUUCUUUAACAAAACAAAUUCAAUUAAUUAUGUACAAUUACUGUGUGCUCUUAAUUCAAAUAAAUUUAUUUAGUAAAAUAUAUUUUUAAUUUUAAAAUAAAAAUUGAAAACUUAAACAAAUUUUAAAAAUUACUUUAUUUGUUUUUCUUUUUAUUUUUUGUUGAAAUUUAUUUAUUUGGCCGACGUUUUUUAAUUUUAUUACAAAAAUAUAUAAUUUAAUUUAAGUUUUUAAAAGUUGUAAAAAGAAAUUAAGAAUUAUACAAACAUUUAAUGCAUACAAAUUCGAAAUAUUUGCCAAAACUCAAAGCAGACAUAAAAUUAUAUAAACUUGUAUUUGUAAAGUUAAACAAUAAAAUAAUUAUAAAUAAAUAAUUAAUAAAUAUUAUAUAAAAAAUAUGAACAA
This is a messenger RNA of Calliphora vicina (urban bluebottle blowfly), 2346 nucleotides long. It is a transcript of the gene Arl5, whose product is annotated as ADP-ribosylation factor-like 5. NCBI's taxonomy places the organism in Eukaryota, Metazoa, Arthropoda, Insecta, Diptera, Calliphoridae. Gene Ontology annotation, cellular component: trans-Golgi network; cytoplasm. The transcript has 6 exons. Gene Ontology annotation, molecular function: GTPase activity; GTP binding. The record is from RefSeq and is a predicted model, not a curated record. Bases 557 to 1096 code for a protein of 179 amino acids. Gene Ontology annotation, biological process: vesicle-mediated transport; intracellular protein transport; protein localization to Golgi membrane.